Prunus mume (Japanese apricot) is the source of this 1584-nucleotide messenger RNA. RefSeq lists its product as uncharacterized. The record is from RefSeq and is a predicted model, not a curated record. NCBI's taxonomy places the organism in Eukaryota, Viridiplantae, Streptophyta, Magnoliopsida, Rosales, Rosaceae.
AGAAUACGGAAAAUCUCUGCGAAAAUUCGAAAGGGAAAAAACACACACACACAAAAAGCAAGAGGGAAGAGAGCGUGCAACGGGGCUCAAAGGGGCAUCUAAAUCCUACUGUUCUUCUUCACGAGAAAAAGCUCAAAACCCAUCAAAUUUAUAUUAAACUAUCUAUACUUCUCUCUCUUGCUUUUCCAUUUUUUCAUUUGUUUUUGGGUUUUCGAAAUUAAUGGCUAUUAUGAGGCACAAAGCUCGACAAAGCUAAAAGCACAAGGAAGAAGAGGAAGAGGAGGAGGAAUAUUUUGUUGAGUUGCCCAAUGCUUUCUUUUUGAGCUUCCAUACAAUGGCUGAAGAUCUCUGUUCUUUCAAGGAUAUAUUUCUUAUAAAGGCGCCCAAGAAAUCUCCGUUGGUGCUGAGGAUGAUUGUCUUGUUGUUUGCAAUGGUCUGUGGUGUCUAUAUUUGCUCAAUUUGUUUAAAGCAAGUCAGCAACCGCACCAACGUUGCCGGGUUUUUAAAUGUUCCGGUGAUUCAAAAGCCAUGCCCACGACCUGAUGUUGAGCCUGAGGAAGUUCCUUAUGUGCACUACCCAAAGCCCAUAACUUAUAGCCGGGCUGAAUGUGCAUGCAAUCCUGUGCGAUAUUUUGCAAUUUUGUCGAUGCAAAGGUCUGGGAGUGGGUGGUUUGAGACGCUAUUGAAUAAUCAUACUAACAUAAGCUCAAAUGGGGAGAUUUUCUCUGUUAAAGUUAGAAGAAGUAAUGCCUCAACAAUUGUUGAGACUUUGGACAGACUUUAUAAUCUAGAUUGGUUCAGUAGUGCCUCAAAGAAUGAGUGCACAGCUGCAGUUGGCUUAAAGUGGAUGCUUAAUCAGGGCUUGAUGCAGCACCAUGAAGAAAUAGUGGAUUACUUCAAAACUCGAGGUGUUGCUGCUAUCUUUCUCUUUCGAAGAAAUCUGUUGCGCAGGAUGAUCUCUGUGCUUGCAAAUUCUUACGAUCGAGAUGCUAAGCCGCUGAACGGGACCCAUAAGUCUCACGUGCAUUCUCCUCAUGAGGCAGAGAUACUUGCAAAAUACAAGCCUACAAUCAAUGCAACUUUACUGAUACCUAACCUGAAGCAAGUAGAGGAUACAACUACGAAAGCUUUGGAGUAUUUCAAGAGCACCCGGCAUAUUAUCCUAUACUAUGAGGAUAUUGUUAAAAACCGAACUAAAUUGCUAGAUGUUCAAGAUUUUCUUAAGGUUCCACAAAGGGAUUUAAAGAGUCGUCAAGUGAAGAUACACAAAGGCACCUUGUCUAAUCAGAUUGAGAAUUGGGGUGAUGUUGAAAAGACACUUACAGGAACACAGUAUGAAAACUUCCUCCAUGCAGAUUAUCGACGAAGGUAAACAGCACCGGGGCGAUGUACAUACCAUGCUUUGUUCUUUAACAUUUUUUUUUUCUUCUCUUUUCCUUAACCUCAGAAGCCAACAGGAGGUUACAGGUCCCCUCCCUGUUGAAAUUUUGGCGGCAGCUUCUGAAUUUCAAUUAUAGCUUCCUUGCUGUUAACUCAAUUUUUGUUUCUUGGCCACUCUCAAUUAAUAUUCAAUUGAUUCUUUCA